UUUGGGACGACAUGGCCUUCCGAGGCUCGGAUGCGUUUGCAUGAACCUGUUAAAGAAGCAGAGCGUAUUUAGGCCUUUGGAAGGUGCAGGAGAAUUGUACAUGCACGGAUUCAUUCAGCCUCUGUAACAGGAUUAGUGAUCGCAAUAAACGCGCCCUGGUGUUGUUUUGGUGCAGAAAGGAAUAAACCAGGGUCAUCUGGAGGAAUAACGGAGCGCUUAUUGGCCUCUUGAUGCGCAAAGAUCAACAUUCCCGCUAACCAGGACGAGGACGCCGAGGACACAUAAAUCUGUCUCUGCAUCCAGGAUCCAGCACUCAGCAUCCAGCACUCAGCAUCCAGCAUCCCACCUCGAGUACUCUCAUCUCUCCGUCUGAGCGCUCUCUUCUGUGGGCACCAUGGGGAAUCGUGGUAUGGAGGAUCUAAUCCCGCUGGUGAACCAGCUGCAGGAUGCCUUCAGCAGCAUCGGUCAGAGCUGUAACCUGGACCUGCCACAGAUCGCUGUGGUGGGCGGCCAGAGCGCCGGCAAGAGCUCCGUGCUGGAGAACUUUGUGGGAAAGGAUUUUCUGCCCCGUGGCUCUGGCAUUGUUACCCGUAGGCCUCUGGUGCUGCAGCUCAUCAACUGUAGCACAGAGUAUGCUGAGUUUCUUCACUGCAAAGGAAAGAAGUUUACAGAUUUUGAUGAAGUGCGCCAGGAGAUUGAGGCUGAGACUGAUCGUGUCACUGGAGCCAACAAGGGCAUCUCUCCAGUUCCCAUCAACUUGAGGGUGUAUUCUCCAAAUGUGUUGAACCUGACCCUGAUUGACCUGCCAGGUAUCACCAAGGUGCCCGUGGGAGACCAGCCCGCCGACAUCGAGCAGCAGAUCCUGGACAUGAUAAUGCAGUUUAUCUGCAGAGAGAGCUGCCUCAUCCUGGCUGUUACACCCGCCAACACAGACCUGGCCAACUCAGAUGCCCUCAAAUUGGCAAAAGAUGUAGAUCCUCAGGGUUUAAGGACAAUUGGUGUGAUCACUAAACUGGACCUGAUGGACGAGGGCACUGAUGCCAGGGAUAUUUUGGAGAACAAGCUGCUUCCUCUGAGGAGAGGUUAUGUCGGUGUGGUGAACCGUAGCCAAAAAGACAUAGAAGGGAAAAAAGAUAUUAAAGCAGCUUUGGCUGCAGAGAGGAAAUUCUUCCUGUCUCAUCCUUCCUACAGACACCUGGCUGACAGCAUGGGUACACCUCACCUGCAAAAAACCCUCAACCAGCAACUGACCAAUCACAUUCGAGACACGCUGCCUGCAUUCCGGAGUAAACUACAGUCUCAGCUUCUAUCUCUGGACAAGGAGGCCGAAGAAUACCGCCAUUUCAGGCCAGACGACCCGUCACGCAAGACUAAAGCCCUGUUACAGAUGGUGCAACAGUUUGCAGUGGACUUUGAAAAGCGAAUUGAAGGAUCAGGUGAUCAGGUGGACACCGUUGAGCUGUCAGGAGGAGCCAAAAUCAAUCGGAUCUUUCAUGAACGCUUUCCUUUCGAGCUUGUCAAGAUGGAGUCUGAUGACAAAGAAAUGCGCCGGGAAAUCAGCUACGCUAUUAAAAACAUCCAUGGUAUCAGAACUGGUCUUUUCACUCCGGACAUGGCAUUCGAGGCCAUAGUGAAGAAACAGGUAGUGAAGCUGAAGGAACCCUGUAUUAAAUGUAUUGACCUGGUCAUUCAAGAACUCAUCAAUACAGUGCGUCAGUGUGCCAAUAAGCUGGGUACGUUCCCCAUGCUGAGGGAGGAGACGGAGCGAAUUGUCACAUCACACAUUCGUGAUCGUGAGAGCCGUGCCAAAGACCAGAUUCUGUUGCUGAUUGAUGUCCAGCUUGCUUACAUCAACACCAAUCAUGAGGACUUCAUUGGCUUUGCCAAUGCACAGCAGAGGAGCACCCAAGCAAACAAGACGAGUUCUGCAGGAAAUCAGGUCAUUCGAAAGGGCUGGCUGACCAUCAACAACAUCAGCAUCAUGAAAGGAGGAGCCAAGGAGUACUGGUUUGUUCUGACCGCUGAGAGCUUGUCCUGGUUUAAGGAUGAUGAGGAAAAAGAAAAGAAAUACAUGCUGCCUCUGGAUAACCUGAAGGUCAGGGAUGUGGAAAAAGGCUUCAUGUCCAGCAAGCACAUGUUUGCCAUCUUCAAUACAGAGCAAAGGAAUGUCUUCAAGGAUAACCGCUUCUUAGAGCUGGCGUGCAACACCCAAGAGGAGGUGGACAGCUGGAGAGCAUCCCUUCUGCGUGCUGGUGUUUACCCUGAGAAAUCAUCGGUGGACAGUGAGAGUUCUAGUGCAGCUGAGAACUUCUCUAUGGACCCUCAGCUGGAGAGGAAAGUGGAGACCAUCCGUAAUCUGGUAGACUCCUACAUGGGUAUUGUCAACAAGUGUAUCCGGGAUCUCAUGCCCAAAACCAUCAUGCAUCUCAUGAUCAAUAAUGUGAAGGACUUCAUCAACGCCGAGCUUCUGGCUCAGCUGUACUCUGCCGGAGAUCAGAACACACUGAUGGAUGAGUCUCAGGAGCAGGUACAGCGCAGGGAUGAGGUGUUGCGUACCCAUCAUGCCCUGAAGGAAGCACUAGCCAUCAUCGGAGACAUCUCCACCUCUACUAUCACCACCCCACUGCCUCCUCCUGUGGAUAGCUCCUGGCUUCAGGCUGGCCCCGGAGGCUCCCGCAGGUCUCCCCCGCCGAGUCCCACCGCCCCACGUAGGAUGUCGGCGGGGCAGAGGCCUGCAGGGCGAGGUGCUCCUCCUCCUCCAUCUCGCCCGGGGCCUCUUGGGCCAUUCAACAACAGCGCCGAUAGCCCCCAGGUGCCCAACCGCCCCAAUCGUGCUCCUCCCAGCAUUCCCAGCCGCCGGCCCCCACCUUCCCCCACCAGACAGGUUCCAUAAGCAACCGAGUGGGACUCUCUUGUCCUGGACCAAGCACUCACGUACAAUCCUCAGCGCUAACAUCUCGGAACCUUCCGAGCCCUGAGCUUCAGCUCCUGCAUGUCCCAGUCUUUAGCUUCGCUGCUCCUCCGUCAUUCAUAGACUUUUCUAUUCCUCUGCCGUGCUGGUGUCCAUUUUAGCCAUGAUCGUUUUGUGCUGUGUCUGUAUGCCUGUUAUCUUGAUCAACCAUCGGCAGAGCAAUUCCUACCCACUAGCCCUCUUGCAUCCAGCUUCUUAUUUUUAGUUUAUUAGUGUGAAAGUGCUGUGCUUGCUGAUAUCUAAACUGAGCAGCAUCAUUCGUGAUAUCAGGCAGUGUGAAUAGUAGUGGUCAGUGAUUGCAUGUUACAGUGUGAUUGUGCUCUGUGUGCUCAUAUUACUUUCUCUUCCAAAUGAAAGGUCAAUGAGUAAAUCUGUGUUAAAGUGUGUGUGUGUGUGUGUGUGUGUGUGUGAGAGAGAGUUGGAGUAAAGAUCAAAACUGAACUGAAUGCCAGAAGCGCAUUUGUGAGGUUGGACGAGAAGGCCUAGCUCACAGUCUCCGCUCUAAUUCAUCCCAAAGGUGUUCUAUCGGGUUAAGGUCAGGACUCAGGCCAGUCAAGUUCUUCCACACCAAACUCGCUCAUCCAUGUCUUUAUUGACCUUGCUUUGUGCACUGGUGCAUGUUGGAACAGGUAGGGGCCAUCCCCAAACUGUUCCCACGAAGUUGGGAGCAUGAAAUUGUCCAAAAUCUCUUGGUAUGCUGAAGCAUUAAGAGUUCCUUUCACUGGAACUAAGGCGCCAAGCCCAACUCCUGACAAAAACAACCCCACACCAUAAUCCCCCCUCCACCAAACUUUACACUUGGCACAAUGCAGUCAGACAAGUACCGUUCUCCUUGUAACCACCAAACCCAGACUUGUCCAUCGGAUUGCCAGACUUAGUUUUAAAGACAUGAUAUAGCAAUAAUGAUUACUGGCUUACUGGGCCAUAUUCAGUGUUGGCAACGUAUGUCACUUCAGGAUAUACACAAAUAUAAGCGAAGGUUAUGCUAAUUUUAAAUUUCAGCACCUACAGACCCCAAAUAUUUUGAUUGAUGUCAUUAGUCACGGUCUUUUAAAAUGGUACGAAGAGAUGGCUCCUGGUAACUCUUGGUAAAUGGGUGGCUGGGUGGAUGGAUGGAUGGAUGGGAUCCAUCCAUCUAUUCAUCCAAACAGCCACCCAUCUAUCCAACCAUCCUUAUGUCCAUUUACCUGUCUUCCAUAGAGUAUCACACACUUACCUAAUACUUACACCGACUAGGCAUAACAUUAUGACCACUGACAGGUGAAGUGAAUAACACUGAUUAUCUCUUCAUCACGGCACCUGUUAGUGGGUGGGAUAUAUUAAGCAGCAAGUGAACAUUUUAUCCUCAAAGUUGAUGUUAGAAGCAGGAGAAAUGGGCGAGCAUAAGGAUUUGAGCAAGGAGUUUGACAAGGGCCAAAUUGUGAUGGCUAGAUGACUGGGUCAGACCAUCUCCAAAACUGCAGCUCUUGUGGGGUGUUCCCGGUCUGCAGUGGUCAGUAUCUAUCAAAAGUGGUCCAAGGAAGGAACAGUGGUAAACAGGGUCAUUGAUGCACGUGAAAGGCGAAGGCUGGCCUGUGUGGUCUGAUCCAACAAACGAGCUACUGUAGCUCAAAUUGCUGAAGAAGUUAAUGCUGGUUCUGAUAGAAAGGUGUCAGACUCCAUACCUCGAUGGUUCAGGGCUGUUUUGGCAGCAAAAGGGAAACCAACACAAUAUUAGGAAGGUGGUCAUAAUGUUAUGCCUAAUUGGUGUACAUAAUCACUCAAUAACAAUUGGAAAAGUAUUUCUUAAAUUUUUAUUCAUUAAUUUACUUUUAGUAAGCAAUCAUCCUGGUUAGGGUCACAUGGAUACAGCACCAUUUAAAAACACGGGACAGAAAUUUUGUUGUUGAGGCCCCUGGAAUAAGAGUAAGAUUCUGAGUAGCUCCAACUCGUGUGUGUCACAUAUAUAUAUAUACAGUAUAUACACACCGAUCAGCCAUAACAUUAACACCACCUC
This is a messenger RNA of Trichomycterus rosablanca, 4967 nucleotides long. RefSeq names its product dynamin 3b (gene dnm3b). Gene Ontology annotation, cellular component: plasma membrane; cytoplasm; microtubule. NCBI's taxonomy places the organism in Eukaryota, Metazoa, Chordata, Actinopteri, Siluriformes, Trichomycteridae. Gene Ontology annotation, biological process: receptor internalization; synaptic vesicle endocytosis. Bases 395 to 2893 code for a protein of 832 amino acids. Gene Ontology annotation, molecular function: microtubule binding; GTPase activity; GTP binding. The record is from RefSeq and is a predicted model, not a curated record. The transcript has 21 exons.